CAUGCUAUUGCUAUUGGCCUUGAAGCAGCUUAUAACAUAGCCACAAAGAAUGAUGAGAAUCCAAUUCUGCUAUCUGUUCAAGAGCUGAUUGAGAACGUUAGGCCAGACCCAGAAUCGAAAGGUAUAUCAAGCCUGAAGAAGGUUGUCCGAUUCAUUGACGACGAUGGGCUGAGCGAGGCACACGAGUAUCGCCCUUACAAAUCACUGCUUUUUGAGCCCCAAAAGAAGAAGAAUGUAAGGAAAUGUUCAACUCUGUAUUCCUGCUUCCUUCGGUUUUGUCUUGCUUUUUUGAAUGGUUCUCUGUAUAUGUAUAUGUCCACAGCCAACAAAAGCCAUAUGCUUCCAAGACUUCAAAGAACACGUUCAAGUCGACGAGAGGAAGAUGUUACAAGAGCUCGUACAGAGACCAGUAGUUGCCGUUUUGGAUGCCACCCCUGAACUUCAAGUGUGGAACAAAGCUUUUAUGGAGGCAGAAGGUGAAGUAGUUUUCAAAGGUGUUGACCCACAACCAGUUGAGAAGGCCAAUCUUCAUGCUAUCUUGAUAGUUGGCUAUGGCACUGUGAAGGGCAUUAAUUACUGGAUUAUCAGGAAUUCUUGGGGAGAUGGUUGGGGAGACAAUGGAUAUGGAUCGAUUGCCAGAGCCUCAAGCCGUGAAGGAGGAGAAUCUUUAUUCUACUCUUACUCUUUUAUUAAGGUAUUUAAUUAUUAUCCUUAUUCAAAUAAUCGUUUAUACAUU
Messenger RNA from Linum tenue, 736 nucleotides. The record is from the annotation of a GenBank genome assembly. NCBI's taxonomy places the organism in Eukaryota, Viridiplantae, Streptophyta, Magnoliopsida, Malpighiales, Linaceae.